This is a messenger RNA of Planococcus citri (citrus mealybug), 1864 nucleotides long. Its product is annotated as cytochrome P450 4C1-like. Lineage: Eukaryota; Metazoa; Arthropoda; Insecta; Hemiptera; Pseudococcidae. The record is from RefSeq and is a predicted model, not a curated record. Gene Ontology annotation, molecular function: heme binding; oxidoreductase activity, acting on paired donors, with incorporation or reduction of molecular oxygen; iron ion binding. Bases 75 to 1598 code for a protein of 507 amino acids. The transcript is spliced from 12 exons.
UAUCAACGAACUAUUUAAACAAAAUAAUCAUUGAUUGACCAUUUAGUAGGUACGAUUCCAUUUAGGUGUUCACGAUGUAUAUUCUGGUGAUCCUUUGUUCCUUAAUAUUCGCGAUUUUCCUAUCUGUCGUUGUUUUCAUCUUAGCAUUGUAUAACUGGAGAUGGCCAUCGCACAGAAAAUUAUGUCGAAAGAUACCAUCUCCAAAAAUGAUGAGUAUUUUUGGAGUAGGUUUAGAUUUGGUGCGAGUGAAACACGCUGAAAUAUUGGAUUAUUUUGGAAAUUUAUUGAAACAACAUGGACCAAUUGUUUACAUAGAAUACAUGGGGAUGUCAAACGUAAUUCUAUCUCAGCCACAAGAUAUCGAGCUCGUCCUUAACAAUAGUCAACACAUUUCCAAAGGAUUGGAAUACAGAAGCAUAUUACCUUGGCUAUGUGACGGUUUAUUGACAAGCACAGGAACAAAAUGGCAUACAAGAAGGAAAAUGUUAACUCCGACAUUUCAUUUCAAAAUUCUGGACAAUUUCAUCCCUAUUUUUAAUCGUAAUGCUAAACUACUGACUAAAAAAUUAGCUUCUGCGUCUGCGGAAUGUUCGGCGGUUGAUGUAGAUUCCUACGUAUCUCUUUGCACAUUAGAUAUCAUUUGUGAAACAGCGAUGGGUAUGACGUUGGAUUUUCAACUGGGCGAAGCUUCGGAAUAUGUUUCCGCCAUUAAAAUAACAGGUGAAAUUAUUCUAAGAAGAAGUUUAACUUUUUGGAUGACGAACGAUUUUUUUUUCAAUAUCAGUCCUACUGGUAGGCAAUUUCGCAAAAGUGUUGGACAGCUGCAUCAAUUUACAGAAAAUGUAAUUAAAGAUCGAAAAGCAAAAUAUGAGCCUAACUACGCGUAUAAUGAAGAAAAUGAAAUUGGUAAACAGAAACAAAGGAAAUCAUUUUUGGAUUGUUUGAUCGAAAUGCAAAGAGAAAAUCCAAAUGAAAUGACCGAUGAAGGUAUUAGAGAAGAAGUGGAUACUUUUAUGUUCGAAGGACACGACACAACAUCUGUGGCAAUAACAUGGACUUUAUUUAUGAUCGCUUGUCAUGAAGACGUACAGGCAAAAUUGUACGAAGAAAUGCAGCAAGUUUUCGGCGACAGUGAUAGAGAUGCAACGUAUCAAGAUCUGCAACAAUUCACUUAUUUGGAAAUGGUCAUCAAAGAAAGCUUGCGACUUUACCCAAGUGUUCCUUAUUUUUCACGGUUACUCACCACAGAAUUGAAAAUAAGAGAUUACAUUGUGCCUCCUAAUACGAAUGUAUCCAUUAUACCAUAUUUGGUGCAUAGGAAUACGAAUAUAUAUCCUGAUCCGGAGAAAUUCAUACCAGAAAGAUUCUUACCACAGGCUGCUAAAGAAAGACAUCCCUACGCAUACAUUCCUUUCAGCGCUGGUUACAGAAAUUGCAUAGGUCAAAAGUUUGCAAAUUUGGAGGAAAAAGUAGUUAUUUCUACGGUAUUGAGGAGGUUGAAAUUAAGCACUGAAAUGAAAAAAGACGAAUUGAGCGUUUUACCGCAAGUGAUUCUGAGACCAUUUCCAAAAAUCAAGAUCUCUUUUGCUCCACGUUGAUGAUGAAUUUAGAGUUAGCUUUAUUCGACUAUUGGUGAUAUUACAAUUUACAUCGAAUUUACGAUUAUUGAGAUUUCAACUUUUGAUAUUAUUUUAGAUAAGUAUUUGCAUACCUAAUACUUUUACGACUAUUCCAAUUUCCGAAGAGAAAUGAUAGGAAAUUAAUGAUUAAUAUUACGUAGCGAGCAUAAUGUAAAAAACUAGAUAUUGUACAAAUAGUUGGAUGAACUUUUCAACUUUCAUUUGAAUAAAAUUAUACAAUUUAA